Acanthocheilonema viteae is the source of this 648-nucleotide messenger RNA. The record is from the annotation of a GenBank genome assembly. NCBI's taxonomy places the organism in Eukaryota, Metazoa, Nematoda, Chromadorea, Rhabditida, Onchocercidae.
AUGCUUGGAAGUUUAUUUGAUGCGUUGGUGAGUGUACAAAAUGAGCUCACAAACAGUGUGCAAAAAUUGCGAAAUAGCACACCGUCUGCUGUACAAAGAAGUUCGUCUGAAGCGAUUGCAUCUCUUUUGAAAACACAAGCUGGAAGCAAUCUACUUUUGAAAUAUCAACUGAACAUUGAAAUGAUGGAGCAAAUGAAUGAUGAAAAUAUACGUUUGGCAAAUUUGUGCAGUACUCGUAUGGGACGAGCGCAACAAAUGUGUAACGAACGUGCUGAAGUUAUUUUAGCUUGUUACAACCAUUUACGUACGUUAGAUCAAACAACAAAGGAAUUAAUGAAUUUGAAUCACGAAAUUAGCAAACUGAAUCGAUUUUGUUUACAAACGGAACUAGCGAUGACACAUUUGGAGGCAUUGCUAAUCGUCGCUGAUACUGAAGCAGAUAUCGCUUCAAUGAAAAGUGAAAUAAGAAAGGAAAAAGUAGAGAUCAAUAAUUUUCUCAAAUUUUCUAAUAAUUUGCAUAUUGGUCAUUCAUCGUUGGCAUUGAAUCAAGAUGAAUUGCGACUACAAAAUCAAUUUAAUUUAGAAAAAGAACGUUUGGAAGAAGUUGCGCUGGAGGAAUUUUUGAGUCAUCGUGAAAAUGAAGACUAG